UAGUUUUUAGUGACUCGUCCAUCAGCGUUGCGGGGCGCUACUGAGUAAACAGAAGAGAUGAUGAUGGACCGUCGGCUUUCUCCCGAAUAGCAAAGCGGCUUUACAACUUUUCCCCCCCUUUAACAUUUUAUAUUCAUACAUACAGCUAGCGAGACAGUUUGUGAGGCUUUAGAUAGAGCCGAGCGUUAAAACUCGAACUGUAACGCACUCACAUUAAACACGGCUUUAAUGGUAAUGCAUGCACGGAAACAGCCGAGACUCACUGAUGGGUGUAACGAGCGAAGGGAUUAUCAGUCUUACCAGACCCUCAAGUACCAAUCCAAAAGUCACUCUGCAAACGAGCACCGUCAUGACAAGCUCCACAACUCAUCGGACCAAACGCCACCGAGCAAGAUGCUGCGGCGCUCCGACAGUCCCGACAGCAAGCGAGGAGACGGAGACGGGAGAACACCUCUCGCACACCGAGCCAAAGAGAGCAGCACCAGCUCUUCUCCACACGAGAACUCCGUCAAUCACGGCCAUCACAGCGCCAACUCUCACACUCUUCCACCCAAAUGUGCAGAAAUGCGCGAUCCGGCCGACGACUGGUCCGAACACAUCAGCUCGUCGGGAAAGAAAUACUACUACAACUGCAGAACAGAGGUGUCGCAGUGGGAGAAGCCCAAGGAAUGGCUGGAGAGGGAGCAGCGACAGAAGGAAGCCUCUAAGGCCGUCGUGGUCAACAGUUUUCCCAAAGACAGAGAUUACAGACAGGAGGCCAUGCAGGCGGCUGCUGCCAGCGCCGUCACUGCUAUGAAGCCCGUUCCGUCUGAGAAGGCGUCGUCUCAUUGCGGUUUCUCCCAGGCGUCCUGCAGCUCCUCCGGCGGCCCGAACGUCUCGAGCGCCCCCGGCUCGUCCACGUCGCACUCCUCCUCGCACUCCUCGGCUCUCCUGCAGGACCCGGCCCUCCUCAGGCAGCUGCUGCCGGCGCUCCAGGCCACGCUGCACAUCAACAACUCCAGCGUGGACAUGGCCAAGAUUAACGAGGUCCUCACAGCUGCUGUCACCCAAGCUUCCUUACAGUCUAUGCUUCAUAAACUUCUCACUGCUGGACCGUCUGCUUUCAACAUCACUGCUCUGCUUUCCCAAGCCGCUCAGUUGUCCACACAAGCUCAGCAGCCGAGCCAGUCGCCCAUAUCCGUAACUCCGGAUACCUCGUCGCCCAAGUCCUGCCUCGUGUCUCCCCGAGUGAGCACGCCUCAGACGAACAGCAUGGCCUCGAAGCCCCUCUCGAACGCCAGCUCUUUGCCGUCUCAAAUAAAGGUCAGCGAGUCGGGGGUGAAACCGGCGCUCCAGCACUCCUCUGAGAAAACGUCGGACGUCGAGGACCCGCGGCUUCAUCGGCAAAACAGCCAAGGCCAAGGUCCUCAGAGUUCAGGGCCGAACGGGUGCCUCCUGAACAACAGCGCGCCUGCGUGUCCACCGACCACCUUCAGCCCGUCACUAGCACUGCACUUCAACGAGAAUCUCGUUCGACACGUCCAGAGCUGGCCUUCAGAUCACGUAGAGAAGCAGGCGGCGAGGUUACGCGAGGACGUCCACAGCAUGGGCAGCAUGAACAUGUCCGAGAUCUGCGUGGAGCUGAAGAAGCUGCGCUCUCUGGUGCGAGUGUGUGAGAUCCAGGCUACGCUGCGAGAGCAAAGGUAAACCAUCGCGUCGAGUCCUCUCCGCUAGGUGGACAAGGGAUCCUCUUCUUGAGACAAGAGAUCAAGGAGCUGGAGAAACUGAAGAACCAGAACUCCUUCAUGGUUUGAGAAGCGGUGACGUCGGUUUAAGCAGAAGGAACUCAGCAGCUGGCUGCCUUUUCUGAACCGUGGACCUACAGACUGGACCGGACCGGGCUUUCUCUCCAAAGCUGGAGAACCAAAAACAAAAAAAAUGCUGAGAAAAAUAAAAUUAAAAAAAAAAAAAAAGCUCACCAAGGGUCACGCUGUCCCGCUACACAAAGCCCCGAGGUUCAUUCAUAGAUUCAUCGUUGUACAUACACUUCUCUAUAUCGAGUCAAUAAACAGCAACACAAACACGAUAGGGCGGCAUGCGGGAGAAAGUUCCGGAUUAAAAAAAAAAAGGUUUCUUUAGGAUGAUCUGGGAAGGAACUCCUUUGACUAAACGGCGUAUUCAUCCGCUCUGUAACUGUCGUCUCGCUCCCAGUCUCGCCGGCUCGUCGUUUAGGAUUUUUCACAAUCCGGUUUCACAAAGAGCGCGCGCAUCCGUCGUGGACUCAGACCGGGUAUAUCUGUCCUAAAUAAACAAACGCUGUUUAUCCGUUCAGAGAGGAUCCUGUCUGAUUUACUCGUCAUCUUUUAAUGUGCUUCGAUACGGCCUUGGCAUUUUCUACUAAUUUUUAUUUUUAUUUUUAUUUUAUUUUUUUUACCUUGUGUAAUAGGUCAGCUGAGGUCAAAACUUUCCCCUUGCCUUUUUCCGUUCCAUGUGCUUCUAGUGUAACGUCUCGACACCUUGAAUAUUUUGAUCCGUCUUUCCAUACAGUGAUCGUUUUCCACACGUUCAGGCGUUCGUUAUGAUUUACGACAGCAUUUGCACUAACUGAUUUGAUAUGAACCCACUUUGUGUAUCGAUCUUUAACCCAACGUAUCCGCUGUAAGUACUUAACGAGGCUCAAUCCAUUAAACCUCAUUUUGCCUCUG
Ictalurus furcatus (blue catfish) is the source of this 2684-nucleotide messenger RNA. RefSeq names its product WW domain containing adaptor with coiled-coil b (gene wacb). The transcript is spliced from 13 exons. NCBI's taxonomy places the organism in Eukaryota, Metazoa, Chordata, Actinopteri, Siluriformes, Ictaluridae. Bases 229 to 1686 code for a protein of 485 amino acids. Gene Ontology annotation, cellular component: nucleus. Gene Ontology annotation, molecular function: chromatin binding; RNA polymerase II complex binding. The record is from RefSeq and is a predicted model, not a curated record. Gene Ontology annotation, biological process: positive regulation of TORC1 signaling; regulation of autophagy.